Molecule: messenger RNA, 4029 nt
Organism: Protobothrops mucrosquamatus (brown spotted pit viper)
Lineage: Eukaryota; Metazoa; Chordata; Lepidosauria; Squamata; Viperidae
Gene: ATG13
Product: autophagy related 13
Exons: 7
Source: RefSeq, a predicted model, not a curated record
AUGAUUCAGACUCUGGGGUUUCCCUUUCUCUUCUUUUUCCUCACCACCCCUAUUUCUUAGCUCUCCAGCUCUCGUCUUUCUUAUCAGCCUGCAGCCUUGGGAGUUGGAUCAGCUGACUUGGGCUACCCAGUAGUCUUUGCUGGCGGCUUGAGUGCUACACAUCCCCAUCAGUUGGUAGUUCCAGGAAAGGAGGGAGGAGUGCCCCUGAUUCCUAGCCAACCGAUGCAUGGCACCCAGGCAGAUCAUGAGAAAAUAAUGACAUGCACUCCCCUGGACGGAGGCCAUUAUUCAGCAGUUACUCCAUCGAGUAGUGAGGAUCCAGAAACUGUAUCGAACAGCAGUGAAGGAAAGAGCGGGUCUCCACGUGAUGCCUUGGAGACCUUCUUUGUUCGAAAGGUGGGAGCCUUUGUCAACAAGCCCAUCAGCCAGGUGACAAUGGCCAGUUUGGACAUUCCUUUUCAAAUGUUUGCUCCCAAGAGCUUUGAACUAGAAGAUAACGAUCCCAUGGUAAAUCCUCCUGAUUCUCCAGACACAGAGUCUCCCUUACAAGGUAGCCUACACUCAGUUGGUUCCAGUGGCAGCAGCAGUGGGAAUAUCCAUGAUGAUUUUGUUAUGAUAGAUUUUAAGCCAGCAUUUUCUAAAGAUGACAUUAUCCCCAUGGACCUAGGGACUUUCUAUCGUGAAUUUCAAAAUCCUCCUCAACUCAGCAGCCUCUCCAUUGACAUUGGAGCUCAAUCCAUGGCAGAAGACCUGGACUCACUGCCAGAGAAAUUGGCUGUUCACGAGAGGAACGUCAAAGAAUUUGAUGCGUUUGUAGAAACCUUACAGUGAAAUUGAACCAAGCUAGAACAGCAUCGUACGUCCUCUUCGAUGGACCUGCCUCUUCCUUCGGGUCCUGUUAUGUUGCACCAACAAUUUCAUUUGAUUUCCGGGCUUUGUCCAAUGCAGAAACAAAUGUGCAUCCCUUUGAACUGACCUUGUGAUGAAUUAAUUCAUUUUCCUUCUUGUUACAGUUGGCAUCUGAAGCAGUACAGUGAAGAACAAAAUGAUCACUUCUACCUUUUAUUAUCUCAUCUGUAAUGAUUGUCUAUUGCUUCUGCCUCCAUCACCCGUUGUCUCUUUUCACUUGAUUCAGUAGAACCAUCAACUGAAAGGAACAAAACAAACAGAAUAAUCUAUGCUACAUUGAAUCCUGAACACUAGCACUGCAGAAUUAGUCUAUUUUCAGUCUGUUUCAGAGGAUAAUAGUCACUUCUAAUACUCUAAAUAAUGGAAACAAAGUGUUGCACAUCGUUUUUUCCCCCUGCUGUACAGUCGGAAUUAAUCCAUAAGAGCAGAAAAAAAGUGCUUCUCAUAUAUUUUUCCACCAACAGAGUCAAAAACAAUGCCUGCCUAAGGCUAGACAAAAAGUCUUGUUGCUUUUGAAGAAGGUUCAGAGUUCAUGGGGUCUUCUUAACAAUUGCUAAUUGUAAAUACGUAUUAGUGAUCCUAAUUCUUUAGGAUUACUUAAUUAGGGAUCUUUAGUCCAAAGUUUUUACAGAUGCUGCUGCUCUAUGUUAAGAGAAAUAAGAAAUAUUUAUUAUUCUAAAGGAAACUAUAUUUAAAGAAAAAUUGUAUGUUAUGUUUUCACAUUGUUAUAUAGCCAUAGGCUGCUGUGUUCCUUUGUCACUGCAAAAGUGCUGUGAACAACCUUACAAAGAAUGAGGGCAUCUUCCUUUGUUUUUUUCAAAAGCGGAAAUGUGCUGGGAAAUUUAUCUUUCCCAGAGAUUGACUUGAUUUCAUUCUGCCCUCUUGGAGGGGGGGUCUAGAAAUGUCAUAAUUAAGAUAUGUGCUCUGGUGUAGUGAAUUUGCAGAGUUCUAAAAAGUUGAGCUCUGUCAUAUUUGUAAAAUAAAUUUACUAUAAUCUGCGAUGAGUUAGAAAGUAACUUGGUAUAGAAGUACAUUUUACGAGAUUUACGGUACUUGUUCUAUCGUGCAACGUUUUGUUUAAAGUUGUUUUUCCAAUGAGUUAGGCAUUAAGUAAUGCAAUUGACUGGCAUUUCUAUGUGUUCUGUUUGCUCCAUGUUCCACACCAACUAUGAGGAAGGAAGGAAAAAGACACUUAAAUGAGUUUAGGGAUAAAUUAGGCUCUGGGCACAAGUUCUUCCUUUCCACUGUCAAAAAAAGGCUGAAAAUUCACCUCUGUGCAUAUUUUAAUGGGAGCAAGUAUUUUUAAACUUUAGGAAGGUAUUUUUGAGUAAACCUGUUUAGAAUUGGACUGCCAUACACUGUACUGAAGAGAGAUCAUAUCCCCUCAUUCCUUCCGUCUUUCAUCUUAGAUGCUUUUGUACGAGUGUUGCCUUUAGAUAUGAAGGAUAUUUAUAGUUUAAAAUAAUGGAAUGUUGACUAAAUGCUCUGCUCUUAAUAGAUUUUGCUUGCUUGGGGGUCUAAGACGGGGUGAUAGGGAGGGUAGAUUAUUAGGGCAGUAUACAUCUUUCAGAUGGGCUCUGGAAUUUUCUGUUCCCUACUGCUUUGCAGAAAUGAGCAGAAAAUUAAACCUUUUGUCUCCUAGCAUGUAGUUUAUCCUAAUGGCUCAAAACUGUAAGAAAUUUACUUAAAUUGACCGAAAAAUACCUUUAAAAUUUAUUUUCAAAGUACUUGUGAUAUUGUUAUUCAUUAUUGGACCACUGAAGAACACACAUCUAGAUUCAUACCUAAAUUGCUCCUAAGUAGGGUGUGUGGGCUUGUUUUGCGGUUCAGAAUGAUAGUAACAUCAAAAUUACUUCAAAAUAGGUUGCCAGAAAGAGCUUCCAACCCAUAGUCAUAUCUGCAUAAAACAGGGCUUGAUUUCCCAAACCUUUUAGCUUUCUAAUCAAAACAUUUUAUGAAUAUGGGGGGGGAAGCAUUCCUUAUUAUUAUUCAUGAGAUUUCAGAUGAUGUAGAGCUAUUUGUCUGAACAGGCUUUUUCACCAUUGACUACAAGAGAGCCUAUUCUUGUAAAUGAUGGUAAGGUAAGGAAAUUGCUUGUGUUUCUACUGUUCCUAAAAAUCAUUUUUCUGCCGAUAUUUUAUUUUUUUUUGCACAUUUACCUUGACAUUUAUGCCACGGCACUUAUUUGGUUCCCGCUUCAUUGUCACAGUAAAAUGCUAUAACGAUUAAAGAAAUUUAGUCAAUUAUAGGUAGUCCUCAGCUUACAACCAUUCAUUAUUGACAUUUCAAAGCUAUGACAGCCUCAGAAAAAGUGACGUUAAGGCCCAUCCUGUAAGUUGCGACCAUCGCACCACUGCCAUUGCAGUCACAUGAUCACAAUUUGGGUGUUUAACAACUGGCUUACAGUGCUUGCAGUGCCUUGCAGAUUCAUUGAAUUACCCUGUAAUUUGCUUACCAUAGUUAAAAGUGGACAUAAAGUCGGGUCCAGUCACUUGAUGACUCACUUAACAACGCAUUGCUUAGUGACCAAAAUUCCAGUCCCAAUUGUGGUCGUACGUUGAGAACUACCUGUAACUAUUUAUUCUCAUAGUUUAAAAUUAUACAGAUAAAAUAAUAUAACUACAAAUAGAAUUUCAAGUUACACAUGUUGAUAUUCAUUUCUUGUUCAGUGUUUUUCUUACACUGAAAUAUGUGCUGGAUUGUAAUUCAGUGAUAUGAUUCUGAUGUUCUACCAACAGAAUAACCCUUUGAGAACAUCACAGAUUUGGGGUUCUUGCGGGGGCAGGAAAUAGCAAGAAGUACGCUUACAUAAUAUUAUAAGAUGCUGUUGUCUGAAUCCAGGUUUUUUAUUUUUUGAAGACAAUCUCAUUGGUUCUGCCAAAUAAACACAUCAACUUACUAUCCUACAUAAAUCCUCUUAUCAGGGAUUCAGUUAUAGGUUGUCAGAGGAUACAUUUCUAGUUACAGUGCUGUGAAUCAGAAUUGAUACAUUAUAGGCAAUAUCCAAAUGCAUCAACUGAAGGAAGAAGGUUCCUCCCCUGCAUUUGUUUGGAAACACUAUUCAAAAUAUUCCACUACACAUUCAUAUAAUUUCCAAUAAAACAUUUGUGCUAUUUUAAA